GCGAACGCGCUGAACCUUGGUCGAACACUGUUGCAAUUCUUCACAUACGGGGAAUUGAUGCCUUCUCGAUUGAUCUUUUGGGACCCUUCUACGAUUUCGGCCCUGCUAUCCCAUACAUUUUCCUCUUUUUGAUUCGAUCUUGCCUCCUGUCCAGCGCCGGUGGCGCGUUCCUGCUCCUCAGAUCCCUGACCAGACCGCGACCAUGGUCGACUACUCGAAGAAGACAGUGGUUGAGCUGAUCGAAAUCCUGAAGUCGCGGAGCCUACCACACUCGGGAAAGAAGGCUGAACUUGUCGCAAGGCUGAAUGAAGCAGAUAAAGCUGCCGAAGAAAAUGAGACUGAGAAGGCACCCCCGGCAGAGUCUACCACCGCGCAGCCUGCACCAGCACCAGAAUCCUCAGCAGCACCAGCACCAGCACCAGAAACUACGUCUGAGGAACCCGCAGCCACAGAAUUCACAGCGGCACCUGCAAGCGUGGAUGAAAAGGACUCCCCUUCCGCAAAUACCGACACCGCACUUGCCAACUCGACCUCCUACGCCCUGAACCUGCCGCAAUCAGACGUGGACUCAGAGAUGGCCAAGCGAAAGGCGCGCGCUGAGAGGUUCGGUACCAGCGCAGCCCCUACAAAUGGCGAAACAGAAACAAACGCUACAGACGGCGAUGCGCAGAAAGCUCUGGAGCGCGCGCGACGCUUUGGAACUGGUCAGACAGCCGUGGGAAAGCUGGACGAAGCCUUGCCGGAAGAGCGUGAGCGCGGUUCAAGGAAACGAGGCAGAACCGAAGAGACUGGUGCCAUGGAUGAUCCCGGUCUGAGAAAGAGCUUUGGUGGUCGAGGAGCGCGAGGCCGUGGAGGUCGAUUCCGCGGAAGAGGCGGCAGGGAUAACUCGCGGCGGAGAACGGGAGAGAAGCCUUCUGGGGUCACCAAGCAAGGGGCGUUCUCUACAGACGCGGACCGUGCAGCUGCCGAGGCAAGGAAAAAGAAGUUUGGAACGGCGUCGUGAUUCUUCUCCUCUUCUGUAUCACGGUUAUGAAGUUCUCCUGGUCGUGUUCGUCAACAUCGGGUGGAUGCUGGUGGCUCACUCGUGGAAAAAGCAGCUCGAUGAAAGGGCUUCGCAUCAUUGUAUUCAUACAUAGUUCAUGUAACGCAAAGAAAGGGCUAGUGAAAUUGGACGUCGUCUCGUUAUGGGAUUUCGGUAAAAGACACAUCGGGACCUUGGUCUUGUGCUGCUUCCAAUUAUGGGGAAUAUGAACAGGAUUUACACCAUAGGGAGGUAGAGACAUGUGUUUUCGCAAGGGUGGGAAAAUUCACACAUUAGUUCAUCUCAUCAACAGAGGAGGGGAACACGAGCUUUGUUCACAUGUACCUUUUUGCGCCUUGGCUGUGGGCGCAGUCGCUC
This is a messenger RNA of Cladophialophora immunda, 1399 nucleotides long. RefSeq lists its product as uncharacterized. Bases 203 to 1003 code for a protein of 266 amino acids. Gene Ontology annotation, biological process: poly(A)+ mRNA export from nucleus. The transcript has 2 exons. Lineage: Eukaryota; Fungi; Ascomycota; Eurotiomycetes; Chaetothyriales; Herpotrichiellaceae. The record is from RefSeq and is a predicted model, not a curated record. Gene Ontology annotation, cellular component: nucleus.